AAAUUAAUCUGAAAAGAUGCCCCACAAAAAACACCAUUUUUUUACCGAGAAAUACGCGUCCUGUUUAUAAAUAGGCCAGACGGCGAACCAGACCGGGGUACCUGGGGCGCCAUCACACAUUCACACCCCAACCGAACCGAGCAGAGAAAAUGGCGGCGAUCUCCUCCACCGCCUACUUCUCCUCGCAGCCGCAGCUCCCGGCCUCCACCGCGGACCGUGCCACCACCACCACCGCAAGUAGCGGGAUGGCGCGGCAGCCGCGCCGGAGUUGCAGCUUCGUGAUGGUCGAGGCAUCCUCCGGCACCGGCGGCGGGGUGGUCAGGACGAGGAGCCUCACGGAGGACGACCUGGAGGAGCUCAAGGGCUGCCUCGACCUCGGCUUCGGCUUCGCGUACAGCGAGAUCCCCGAGCUCUGCGGGACGCUGCCCGCGCUCGAGCUCUGCUACUCCAUGACCCGGAGGUUCCUCGACGAGCAGAGGGCGCCGGGCAAGGAGGAGGAGAAGGAGCAGGAGAACGCGGCGAUGCACCUCCCGAAUUGGAGGAUCUCUGGACCUGGUGACGAUCCAGAGGAAGUGAAGGCGAGAUUGAAGUAUUGGGCUCAAGCAGUAGCAUGCACUGUCAAGCUCUGCAGCUGAUGGAGGCUGGCUACCUGUUUUCUGGCAGUGUGUGCUAUGACGGGCUGAAGGUUGAAGAACCUGCUUAUGUGGGUUUGGGAUAAGGGGGCAGGGGGGGGGGGGGGGGGGGCACAUACUCCUCAGGACCUGCUUCUGCUUCGUGAUAUUGAAGCAACAUGAGUGAUAACUGCUUCUGAAAAACUUUGGAAAGGAGGAUUCAUGACCUUGGAAUCACAGCGACGAGACUCGAUGCGAUCCAUGGUCUGAGCUUUUCUGAAAGAUUCGGAAGCUCAUCAUUCCUCAGGGUGGUCUGCAUAAUGCAGCGUUUGCAAAUGCAGAACCUGCUGGUUCUUUUUUGUCUUUCCCUUGCAAUGAUCACUAGGCGUUCUAAUUGUUUUACACCUGUAAUAACGUACUGAGUGGGGUUUUAGGUUCUAAUCCAAGGGUUGAUUAGUUCCAACAAUGCUUUGUUCUGUGCUACUUUGGACAGAUAUGUAGAUUACACUGUUUACAAAUUUACAAUAGGCAGAAAGUGUUUGGUUGCUUGGCAAGGUUCAGUCACGUAAAACAA
Panicum virgatum (switchgrass) is the source of this 1185-nucleotide messenger RNA. RefSeq lists its product as uncharacterized. The record is from RefSeq and is a predicted model, not a curated record. The transcript has 2 exons. Bases 150 to 635 code for a protein of 161 amino acids. Lineage: Eukaryota; Viridiplantae; Streptophyta; Magnoliopsida; Poales; Poaceae.